AGGAUUUCUAAAAACCGGCGCUAAAGGAAGCGCGCAGGGGAAUUUCGGCCUAAUGGAUCUUGUAGCAGGUUUACACUGGCUUCGGGAGAACCUUCCAGCUUUCGGUGGCGAUCCCGAGAGAGUAACACUGAUGGGACACAGCACGGGAGCUGCCCUCGUUAAUUUCAUAGCUGUCUCGCCGGUCGCUAAAGAACUCCUGCAUCGGGUGAUACUGCUGAGCGGUUCCGGAUUAAGUCCGUGGGCUCUACAAAGGGACCCUUUAUCUGCGAAACGUAGAGUGGCCGAAGACACCGGCUGCCACGGCGACCUCCUGGACGACGAUUUAGCGCCAUGCCUCCGAUUAAAACCGUUGGAUGAUUUAUUAUCAGUGAAAGUGAACCCUCCGCGAUUUCUUCCCGGCUUCGCACCGUUCAUCGACGGCACGAUACUACUAAAUCCGACGAACGCGCCCCCUACAUCGAGCUCAUCAACCGUAGCUACCUCAGCGGGUUUCGAACUAGCCGAUUUUCCGGAACGCGAUCUUUUAUUUGGUUUAACUAGUACUGAAUCGUAUUUAGACCUAAGUGCUCAAGAUUUAGAAUUCGGUUUUAAUGAAACAAGACGUGAUAGGAUUUUACGAACGUAUGUGAGAAACUCGUACUAUUAUCAUUUGAACGAAAUUUUUUCUACGUUAAAAAAUGAAUAUACGGACUGGGAGAGGCCAGUGCAAAACCCUUUGAGUGUUAGGGACGCGACCCUUGAAGUGCUAAGUGACGGACACACGUCGGCACCGUUAAUUAGGAUAGGAUAUUUACAUUCUAUGCGUGGUGGAAAAACAUUUUUUCUUCACUUUUUACACCAAAGCGGAGAACGGGACUUUCCACAGAGAGCUGGAAGUGUACGAGGUGAAGAUAUUCCAUACGUUUUGGGACUUCCACUGGUCGGAGGAGGACCAUUCUUUCCUCACAAUUACAGUCACGCGGACGCCAUUGUUGCUAAAGUGCUAAUUCACUACAUUAGUAAUUUCGCAAGAAAAGGGGACCCAAACGGACCGACACCCAGCGCAUCGACGGUUGAAACUUUGAAUAAGGGCACGCAAACUAAUGACGAGAGUAGCACGCCGUUUUGGGAUACAUAUGACACCAUCAAUCAGUUGUAUCUUGAGUUGGGAAAUCGUCCAGAAAUGCGUAACCAUUAUCGAGGCCAUAAAAUGUCACUUUGGCUUAACUUAAUACCUCAGCUCCAUAGGCCUAGCGAAGGGGAUGAUACUUCGAUGAGGCAUCACCACUUUCAAGAGGAAGGGGAUCAAUACUACGACGGCUCAGUUCGGGAACAAUCACUUCAGAGACCGCAUCUGGUGCACGUAAUCGCACCCCCGCCAUCUCCAACAACGCCGAGAACAGUUCUGGUUACCACAUCAACAACGCAGUUGCCUCCCAAAUCCGAUACAGCCCUGCAGGCCACCACCACGGAGUGUCCACCGAACCACACCAUUGGAUACCCGCUGACUAAACUAUCCAACAGCAACAACUUGCUGAAGAAAUUAGCUUCGAGCCACUACCAAAGUUACACAACGGCGCUGACGGUUACAAUUGCAGUCGGUUGCUUCCUUUUGCUACUCAACAUACUAAUCUUCGCCGGGAUCUACCAUCAACGGGAUCGCACUAAAAGUAAUAAAAAGAAAAAGGAGGAACUGGCAGAAGCCGGUAGUUGUAGUAGCUCCUCGGGCGAGAACUACGACAGUAAGAGUGCGAUGUUUGAUUCCCACCAAAUUAGUUACGACUCUUGUAAAAGUUCGCGCGAACUUUCACGAACUACAAGUUUUGACCGUAAAUCAGCCCCUAAUUAUAUCGGUGAGUAUAGUUAUGAGAAACAUUCCUUAGCGGGCAUGCCGAUGUCGGAGUUGCCCCUGCAAGAGUUUAAGUCAUCGCCGCCGCCGGGAAUUAAAAGGAUCGAGACACCUCUCGUUCGCCCUCCUAGUUACUCAAAUGAUGAACAUUCUCAAAAUAUAGUUAGUCCGAGUAUUCCAGAACCUCCACCUCCGCCCAAAAACCAACCUCCUAUCCCCAGUAAUCAAGUGGGGAUUUUAAGACCACACGGUGCUCCUACAACGCCCGGAACAAUGAAAAAACGUGUUCAAAUUCAAGAAAUAUCUGUUUAGUGUACAUUUUCUCUUAAAAAAAGUCAGCUGUUAUUGUGAUUGUUUCCGUACAUAUUACGAUUUAAAGACUUACCCACUUGUGUUGUAUUCGCAACUAAUCAAAAUCAUAUCUGACUGAAUUUGGUAUAGGAAUUGCUCUGUGAUUGUCAUAACAGAUCGCUAUGCCAUCCACAAUUAUUAUUUCAGGAGUUGAAUCUCAUGGUAACCCUUGCGCAUGACUGAAUUAAUUGUGGAUGGUUUCCUAUUUUAUUUAGGGCGUAGUGUACUUAUUUGACUAGGUUACAGAUGCCAGACUAUGUUAACAUGAACAAUAAUGAAAGGAAUUUAUUUAGUGCAAAUAUGGCAAGUUCUUCACAAUUUAUAAAGUAUUAUAAAGGUAUCGAAACACUGUCGAUUACUCCCGGAAAUUUCUUUGAAAGGGUACUUGGUAGGUUCGGACAAUCACAUUUGACUGUUUGAGUCAAAAUAACGCCCACAAAUAGGUAUUUUUGUUAAUUAUUUUAUAAGAACGUUCACAAACUGAUUGCAGUUUCCAGUCGUAAUCGGCGGUGUUAAGAAAACUAUCGUGCCACAAACUAUGCUAAAUGUUAUAUUAAUAAACGAUAUUGAAAUAAACGUCUCUGCAUUGUCUUUUAAAAUGGAUACACGAUUCGAUUACAACUGCCGUUUUUAAAGGGUGUUCCAUAUUACAUGUAAAUGCUAAACUUUAGUAAUAUUCCGUUGUGCAUUACCACUCCUACAAUAAUUCACAUUUUUACAUUGAUGAUGAAAAUAAACAAUAAUUAUAUUGAACUUGAAUCCAAUUUUAUAAACGAGGGGGUGACUGUACAAACACCUACAUCCUAUAUCGAUGUGAGGAUUAAAUUGUUUCACUA
Photinus pyralis (common eastern firefly) is the source of this 3015-nucleotide messenger RNA. Its product is annotated as neuroligin-1. Gene Ontology annotation, molecular function: neurexin family protein binding; signaling receptor activity. Gene Ontology annotation, biological process: neuron cell-cell adhesion; synaptic vesicle endocytosis; presynaptic membrane assembly. The transcript has 6 exons. Gene Ontology annotation, cellular component: postsynaptic membrane; cell surface; synapse. Bases 53 to 2140 code for a protein of 695 amino acids. The record is from RefSeq and is a predicted model, not a curated record. NCBI's taxonomy places the organism in Eukaryota, Metazoa, Arthropoda, Insecta, Coleoptera, Lampyridae.